This is a messenger RNA of Hevea brasiliensis (rubber tree), 1197 nucleotides long. RefSeq lists its product as uncharacterized. NCBI's taxonomy places the organism in Eukaryota, Viridiplantae, Streptophyta, Magnoliopsida, Malpighiales, Euphorbiaceae. The coding region runs from base 103 to 807 and encodes 234 amino acids. Gene Ontology annotation, molecular function: S-adenosylmethionine-dependent methyltransferase activity. The record is from RefSeq and is a predicted model, not a curated record. The transcript is spliced from 2 exons.
CAUCGCAAAGUAAGCAAGAUCGGUAGAUCCCUCUUCUUUCUUCACAGCAAAUGGAUUAGAGCAUUGAUCUCCUGUUCUCAUUUUCUCUGCGAUAACAAAUCAAUGGGAAAUCACAUACAGAAUUUCCUGAACAAAAUCUCCAUAGCUUGUGCAUCCAUAGCCACAAUCACUCUUCUCUUCCUUUAUCUCCAAACCCCAGAAACUUGCAUUCCACCAAACGCCCCAAUCACAAAACCCCACGUCAAAUUCCCCUCCUCCACCUGCGAUCCUUCUCUGAAUCACCCCUACCUCUCUCUCGCCAAGAAAAACCAGCGCCUUUGGUCCUCCAAGUCCUGGCUCUCUCAGCUAUCCUCCUUCACCGCUUUCUUUUCACAGCUCCAACACCUCAAUCUCUUGCAUAACCACUCCAGAGUCCUCUGUGUCUCCGCCGGUGCUGGCCACGAAGUUAUGGCGCUGAAUAAUAUGGGUGUCAGCGAUGUUACUGGUGUUGAGUUGGUGGAUUCUUUGCCACUUGUUAGAAGGGCUGACCCCAAUAAUUUACCUUUUUUCGAUGGGAUGUUUGAUUUGGCUUUCAGUGCGCGUUUGGUGGAGGCACUUUUUCCAUUGAGGUUUGCUGGGGAGAUGGAGAGGACGGUGAGGAGAGGAGGGGUGUGUGUGAUAGUUGUGGAUGAGUGUGGAGAAGAAGAGGUGGGUGAGAUUGUUAGACUGUUUAGGGGGUCCAAAUUUGUUGGUGCUGAGAAUGUCACCUUGAUUGGAGUGAAGAUGACUAGGAUCAUCAUGAGAGUUGGUGUUUCUUCUCCUUCAUGAAUCCUUUUUCUCUUGCAGUGAAGGCGCUGUUUCAAUCAUUUGAUCUCCAAGACACAGAUUGACUUUAUAGCAAUCUUGAGGUGGGUAGAACAUUCCCCUUUUAAGGUAAAAAGUGUGUUCAGAAUGUUCCUACUUCUGCACAUGGAGAUGGAGAUGGAGUAUGUCAUUGAGGAGCAAGUCACUGUAAUGCCUAAGGCAAGUAUAGUUUGUCAGCGGGUUAUUUGCCCAAGCAAUUUUUUUAAUGCAACAACAUUGUUCACAUCAUGUUCAAAUUCAGAGGGAAUUGAAAAAUUAUUGAAGGUUGGGAAAUAAUAGAACUUGGAUUAUUGUUUGGGGACUAGUGGCUCAAUUGAACUUGGUACAAGUGGUUCUAAUAUUUUCAUACUUUAA